AUGAUCUUCAAUCCACUUCUUGAACAAGGACUACCAACAUUUGUUGAACAAAGAGGUCUUUAUGAGACUAGGGAACGUCCUUCAAAAACGUUUUCAUGGAAGGCAUUUAUUGCUGCUCAAAUCACUGCUGAAAUUCCAUGGAAUGCAUUAGUCGGUACUGCUGCUUUUUUCUGUUUUUACUAUCCUGUUGGCUUCUACAACAAUGCUUCUCCAAGUGGUACUGCAGCUGUUAACCAAAGAGGUGCUUAUGCUUGGUUCUUUAAUGUUUUGUUUUAUAUUUAUAUUGGUACUACUUCUCAUCUUGUCAUGGCACCAUUGGAGUUGACAGAAUCUGCUGGUAAUGUUGGUUAUUUGAUCUUUACUUUAGGUUUAACUUUCUGUGGGGUAUUGGUUAGUUUGGAUAAACUUCCUGGAUUUUGGAAAUUUAUGUAUCAGGUUUCACCAUUCACUUAUAUUGUUGAUGGGUUUUUAUCAAAUGGUCUUGCAAAUAAUAGAGUGCAAUGUUCUUCCACUGAAUUAGUUCGUUUCAGUCCAUCAACAGGUUAUAAUUGUGCACAGUAUAUGGAAUCAUACAUUACAAAAGCAGGUGCAGGUUACUUAGCGGACCCAUUUGCUACUGAGAACUGUGAAUUUUGUGCUAUUUCAUCCACUAAUGAUUUCUUGAGAGUUGUUGGGGUUAGCUAUGAUAGAAGAUGGAGAAACGUUGGUAUUUUCAUUGCAUUCAUCUUUUUCAAUAUUAUUGGUGCUACUUUCUUGUAUUGGUUAGCUAGAGUUCCAAAGAAAGCAGAUAGAGUGAAAUGUGUCAAAAAAGAAGGUGAAGUGAAUGUUCCACAAUCUGAAUAUUCCAAGUCAAUGAUUGAUAAAGAAGAUUCUACAAUUGUCUAA
Molecule: messenger RNA, 885 nt
Organism: Hansenula anomala
Lineage: Eukaryota; Fungi; Ascomycota; Saccharomycetes; Phaffomycetales; Wickerhamomycetaceae
Exons: 1
Coding region: 1-885 (294 amino acids)
Cellular component (GO): membrane
Molecular function (GO): ABC-type transporter activity
Source: RefSeq, a predicted model, not a curated record